CUUCCCGGGUCAAGCAUGUCAGGCUCUGGGCGAAAAGACUUUGAUGUGAAGCACAUCCUGCGACUCCGCUGGAAACUCUUCAGCCACCCGUCGCCGUCCCCUGGCGGCCCGGCGGGGGGCGGCUGCCUGCAACAGGACGGCGGCGGCAGCUUCGAGCACUGGGGGCCCAGCCAGAGCCGCCUGCUCAAAGGCCAAGACAAGGGCAGCGGGGGCACUUUCUGGAAGAAACCUUCCUCUUCUUCCUCCUCGUCUUCGUCUUCCUCCCCGUCCUCCUCUUCCUUCAACCCACUCAAUGGCACCCUGCUGCCGGUCCCCACGAGGCUGCAGCAAGGGGCGCCCGGGCAGGGCACCCAACAGCCAACCAGGACCCUCUUCUACGUGGAGUCCCUAGAGGAGGAGGAGGUACCAGGCAUGGACUUUCCUGGACCCCACGAGAAAGGGCUGGUCCUGCAAGAGCUCAAAGUGGAGCCGGCCACCUCCAGCCAGGCAACAGGUGAAGGAGGUGGACACAGGCUGUCAGCAACUAGCCAUUCGUUGACACCUCAGAGUGAUAUGGACUCCAGCAGCUCUGAAGAAUUCUAUCAGGCUGUUCACCACGCAGAGCAAACCUUCAGAAAAAUGGAAAGUUACUUGAAACAACAGCAACUUUGUGAUGUUAUUCUGAUAGUUGGAAACCGAAAGAUACCUGCACACAGACUUGUUCUGAGCUCAGUCUCCGACUAUUUUGCUGCCAUGUUUACAAGUGAUGUUUGUGAAGCCAAGCAAGAGGAGAUCAAGAUGGAAGGCAUAGACCCCAAUGCUCUUUGGGACCUUGUCCAAUUUGCAUAUACAGGUUGCUUGGAAUUAAAGGAAGACACCAUUGAAAACCUUCUUGCUGCAGCGUGCCUUCUUCAGCUUCCCCAAGUGGUAGAAGUGUGCUGCCAUUUCCUCAUGAAGCUAUUGCAUCCGUCUAACUGUUUAGGAAUCCGAGCAUUUGCAGAUGCUCAAGGAUGCAUUGAAUUAAUGAAGGUGGCUCACAGCUACACAAUGGAAAAUAUAAUGGAAGUUAUGAGAAAUCAAGAGUUUUUACUGCUUCCAGCUGAGGAGCUCCAUAAACUCCUGGCCAGUGAUGAUGUAAAUGUUCCUGAUGAAGAAACCAUCUUCCAUGCAUUAAUGAUGUGGGUCAAAUACGAUAUGCAGAGGAGAUGCAAUGACUUGAGUAUGCUUCUUGCUUUUAUAAGACUGCCACUGCUUCCACCACAGAUAUUGGCUGACCUAGAAAACCAUGCAUUAUUUAAGAAUGAUCUGGAAUGUCAGAAGCUGAUUCUGGAAGCAAUGAAAUAUCAUCUAUUGCCAGAAAGAAGAACUUUAAUGCAAAGUCCACGAACUAAACCUAGAAAAUCUACAGUUGGAACUCUGUAUGCUGUAGGAGGAAUGGAUAACAACAAAGGAGCUACAACCAUAGAGAAAUAUGACCUCAGAACAAAUUUGUGGAUCCAGGCAGGGAUGAUGAAUGGCAGGAGAUUGCAGUUUGGUGUGGCUGUUAUUGAUGACAAACUCUUUGUAAUUGGAGGUCGAGAUGGCUUAAAGACAUUGAACACUGUUGAAUGUUACAAUCCCAAAACCAAGACAUGGACUGUCUUACCACCAAUGUCAACACAUAGACAUGGUCUAGGUGUGACAGUACUUGAAGGUCCUAUUUAUGCUGUCGGAGGCCACGAUGGCUGGAGCUAUCUGAACACAGUGGAGAGGUGGGAUCCCCAGAGUCAGCAAUGGACAUUUGUAGCCAGUAUGUCCAUUGCCCGAAGCACAGUUGGUGUAGCAGCACUGAAUGGCAAGUUGUAUUCAGUUGGAGGUCGUGAUGGAAGUUCCUGUUUGAGUUCAAUGGAAUAUUAUGAUCCUCACACAAAUAAGUGGAACAUGUGUGCUCCGAUGUGUAAGAGGAGAGGGGGUGUCGGGGUGGCCACGUGCGAUGGUUUUCUUUAUGCAGUAGGUGGGCAUGAUGCUCCUGCUUCAAACCACUGUUCCCGGCUGCUAGAUUACGUGGAAAGAUAUGAUCCAAAAACAGACACAUGGACUAUGGUGGCUCCUCUGAGUAUGCCCAGAGAUGCUGUGGGAGUCUGUCUCCUUGGUGACAGAUUAUAUGCUGUUGGUGGCUAUGAUGGGCAGACAUACCUCAAUACUAUGGAAUCCUAUGAUCCACAAACUAAUGAAUGGACACAGAUGGCUUCCUUGAAUAUUGGAAGAGCAGGUGCCUGUGUAGUAGUCAUCAAACAACCUUGACUUAUUCUUAUGUGGGGAGAUUUUAUUUGCUGGAGCGGUUAUUUUUAUAUCAGUGGACAAGAAUGAGAACUUCCUGAGAUGAAAACUCUUCAAGAACAAGGAUUCCUAGAUUUACCUAUUGAGUCAGAAUAGGUAGAAGAUCAAACAGAAUUACAAGAAAAAGAAAACAUCAAACUGCCAUGGGAACAGCAUCUGGCUGUGUAUUAGUUACUUCAGGAAUGGUUAUUGGUAAUUUGUUUUGUAUUGCAGCAUACAAUAACUAGAGUUACCAAAGGACUGAUUUUCUUGAGCAUUAAAUGGAUAGAUUGAUAUUUGUGACAUGGAUAAUUUCAUGACUACAAUUCACUCUAUUGUUUUACAAUCUGUGGCAAUAUCCAAGAGGCAAGAGUAAAAGACAUUGUAUUUCAUUUAACAGAAUCUGAUUGGCUCACUACUUUCCCAAUCAGAUGUGGUCAUACCAGAAGGCAGAAUGAUGUUUUAUUAAAAUAAAUAUGGUUAUUCCUCAUUUUCCUAAACUAUAAGGACAAUUAGAGAAACAGAUUCAUGUUUUUCUCUUACAUUCAGAAAACAAACUGUUCUCCUGAUCAAAACUGAAUAUAUCAUCAGAGGAUGGCUGAAUUUUAUUGCAACCGUAUUAGCAAUCUGAAGCUGGCAAACACAAAGUAUUGUUUUCAUUAGGCUUGCCACAUUGCUUUUUUUUUAACACACUGAGCCAAAGAAUCAGUAUGAUUAUAGGCUUUUGCCUUAUGUUGAGUUCAGUGGAAGCAUGGAAGCUAGUUACUCUGAAUGUUAUAUAUAUCCAUUGCAUGUUGAAGUCCUUUAGAAUUUUUCUUAUUUAAAAAAAAUAGAAUUUUGAGAGAGAAAUCUAUGAUCAAUUCAUUUGGAGUGUUAAUGAUCACUGUUAGAAGGAAGGCGUACUUCAGAUUCUCAUUCCUUGCUUAUCAAACUUGUUACAUUGAUAUGCAUAUUAUUUUACAUCAAAUGUUUGUAACUGUUUAAAGCAUAAAGUGGAAACAUUAUAUGUCUUUA
Molecule: messenger RNA, 3291 nt
Organism: Manis javanica (Malayan pangolin)
Lineage: Eukaryota; Metazoa; Chordata; Mammalia; Pholidota; Manidae
Gene: KLHL1
Product: kelch like family member 1
Molecular function (GO): protein binding
Source: RefSeq, a predicted model, not a curated record